This is a messenger RNA of Trichomonas vaginalis G3, 678 nucleotides long. RefSeq lists its product as uncharacterized. Lineage: Eukaryota; Parabasalia; Trichomonadida; Trichomonadidae. The transcript has a single exon. The record is from RefSeq and is a predicted model, not a curated record. Bases 1 to 678 code for a protein of 225 amino acids.
AUGACAGACGACAUGACAGUUAAGAUUGGUGGAACAUUAUACUACAUUAAUGAAGAGUCACAAAUUGGUCCUGCUAUAAGUGUAAAAAGUACUACGAGUUCUUCAAGACACAUUAACAUUGAAAUGAAUGAUCAGACAUAUUCUGAUAAUAAGAGAAAGCUUAUUUUGGUCAGAAAUGGUCAGCAAAAUUUAUCUGCAAUAGCAUACUUAAAUGGACAAUUUGUUGAUUCAAUUGAUGGCAGUAAAUAUAUUCCUACUCCAGCUGCAACCCCAAUGUAUACUCCAUUGCCAACUUAUAAAUACAGAGUAUCCCCAACUGAAAGUUCAAAAAAGGGCUUGACAAGUAAAUCGAAAGGAUUGCUUGUAGUAGGCAUAUUCAUUGGCGUCUUUGUUAUAAUCUCAGUUAUAGCGAUCUAUUUCACAUUUAAGAAGAAGAAACAAUCAAAGAGCUCAUCAUCUUCAUCAUCAAAGAGAAAGAAUCCAACAAAUGCAUCAAUACUUUCUGACUUCCAACAACAGCAAGAACCAUAUCCACAAGCGGCAUAUUCUUAUCAGCCGCAGCCAUAUCAGCAACCACCUCCACAGGUGCCAUACCAGCAACCACCUCCACAGGCGCCAUAUUAUCCACCACCCCAACAGCCACAGCAGUCGAUAUCACCUUAUCAACCUUAUGAGUAA